UGGCUAUGGCUGCGUGUCUCCUUCAAAGUGGUCCGGGUCGACCUUGUUUUUGUUUUAAUUAUUAUUCUUAUUCUUCUUGAAGACAAGAUGGACGGAGCUCCUGAAAGGAGCGGAGGACUCCGCUGCAUGCUGGAGUUUGCUGUCGAGAUGACUUGCCAAAAUUGUGUAGAGGCGGUUCGGAAAACACUGCAAAAGACCCCAGGCCUCCGCAUAGUUGACAUCCAGCUGGAUUCGCAGACUGUCCUGGUGGAGACAAGCCUUGGGAGUGAGGAAGUCCAGAACCUUUUAGAAACUACAGGGCGUAAGGCUGUGCUGAAAGGAAUGGGAAGUAAUGUGCCAGCAUGUAGGUGACCUUGGGAACAUCUUGGCCACUGCUGACGGCAGAGCAUCCUUUCAGAUGGAAGAUCAUCAGCUGAAGCUGGAAGCUGUUCAUUCUCAUAGUUUCCAGACCAGUUUAUGCAUGAAACGUGGCUGGGUGACUUUGGACCAAUCAGCAGGAGACUGUGAGUUGUAACCCCUCCAAAGAAUAGGGAUAAGUAUAGGGAUUGGAUAGGAUGGAAUUAUAGAAAAGAAUAGAAUAGAAUGUCUAGAAAAAUAAAAUAGAAGAGGAGAGAAUAUAAAAUAUAGACAGUA
Messenger RNA from Thamnophis sirtalis, 633 nucleotides. The record is from RefSeq and is a predicted model, not a curated record. NCBI's taxonomy places the organism in Eukaryota, Metazoa, Chordata, Lepidosauria, Squamata, Natricidae.